UUGGAGGCACUACAAGGGGGGGGGCGCCCACAUAAUGGGGCCCAAUGGGAGCCGGGACCCCCCCCAUUGAUAUUGGGGUGACCCCAUUGAUAUUGGGGUGAUCCUAUUGAUAAUGGGGUGACCCUAUUGAUAAUGGGGUGACCCCAUUGAUAUUGGGGUGACCCCAUUGAUAUUGGGGUGACCCUAUUGAUAAUGGGGUGACCCCAUUGAUACUGGGGUGACCCCAUUGAUAUUGGGGUGAUCCUAUUGAUAAUGGGGUGACCCUAUUGAUAAUGGGGUGACCCUAUUGAUACUGGGGUGACCCCAUUGAUAAUGGGGUGACCCCAUUGAUUUUGGGGUGAUCCUAUUGAUAAUGGGGUGACCCCAUUGAUAUAGGGGUGACCCCAUUGAUACUGGGGACCCCCCCCCAUUGAUAUUGGGGUGACCCCAUUGAUACUGGGGACCCCCCCCCAUUGAUAUUGGGGACCCCCCAUUGAUAUUGGGGUGACCUCAUUGAUAUUGGGGACCCCCCAUUGAUAUUGGGGUGACCCCAUUGAUAUUGGGGUGACCCCAUUGAUAUUGGGGACCCCCCUCCCAUAGCCCCCUAUGGGGUCAGGGCCUUUUGACCCCCCCCAAGCCCUUUAGGGCCCCCCCCAAAGGCUUUUUGGGCUCAUUUCCCAGCAAUUUGGGACUUUUGGGGGCUCUUUGGGGCCGUUUUGAUCAGUUCGGGUCGGUUUCCAGCCGGUUUUGGGGUCAUUUGGGGGGAUUUUGGGUCAUUUUGGGCGCGUUUCAUUGUUUUCGCCUUGAAUUAACGUUAUUUUCAUGGGGUUUAUUUAAAAAACGACACAAAAAUGACCAAAAACCUGAUUCUGCCUCUUUUCUUUGGGGGGUGACGUCAUCCCUUGCGUGCUGACGUCAUCCCCUGCGUGCCGACGUCAUCCGCGGGGCAGCCAAUGGGCAACCAGUGACGUCACGGGGGGGGGAGGGAGAGCAAAUGAACCACUUAAUUCAUUCAUUAAUCAAUUAAUGCAUUAAUUAAAGCCUUUAUUAACCGUUAAUAGAUCAAUUAACUCCUUUAUUAAUCAAUUAAUAUGUUAAUUAAUUGCUUGAGUAAUGAAUUAGUCCCUUUAUUAAUCAAUUAAUCCCUUUAUUAAUCAAUUAAGUCGCUAAUUAAUCAAUUAACCACUUCAUUAAUCAAUUAAACCCUUAAUUAAUCCAUUAAUUAAUCAAUUAACCCGUUAAUUAAUCAAUUAACCCCGUUAUUAAUCAAUUAUUAAUCAAUCAAUGCCGUUAACCACCAUUAAGCGCCGCGUCGCCAUGGCAACGCCGCUCGGCCGGAACCGGAAGCGCCGCUCUCCCCCAGGCCCCUCCCAGCCGCUCCUGAUUGGUCCUCGCCCUCCUUCCCCCUCCUCCCAUUGGCCGGGAGCGGAGCGGGGGGCGGGGCCGAGCGCUGCUUCCGGCUUCUCGCUCUUAAAGGCGCCGCGCAAUGGCGGCCGGCGAGAACGUCUUCCUGUUCGUGCCCAACGUCAUCGGUUACAUGCGCCUGGCCCUAUCCGCGGCCUCGGCCCUAUUGAUGCCUCACUCACCUGGUUCAGCCUCUCUCUGCUAUGGCCUCAGUGGCCUCCUUGAUGCUGUGGAUGGACAUAUGGCGCGAGCCCUGGGGCAGGGCUCUCGCCUGGGCGCCAUGCUGGACAUGCUGACCGACCGCCUGUCGUCCAUGUGCCUCCUGCUCAACCUGGCUCUGCUCUACCCGAGCUCUGCCCCCAUCCUACAGCUCAGCAUGGCCCUGGAUCUGAGCAGCCAUUGGCUGCACAUGCACUGCACCACCCUGGAGGGGGGGCGGAGCCACAAGGAGAUGGGGGGGGCAGCAAACCCACUGCUGAGGGUGUACUACAGCAACAGGCCGCUGCUGUUCCUGCUCUGUGCUGGCAAUGAGGGUUUCUAUGGGAGCCUCUAUCUGCUGCACUUCUGGGAGGGGCCACCCGUGUUCCCAGGGCCUGUGGGUCUGUUCCGGGUCACUCUAUGGGUCUGUUCCCCCCUGGCUCUGCUCAAGGGGCUCCUGAACCUGCUGCAGCUCUUGGGGGCGGCUCAGAGGUUGGCAGCCAUUGACCGAGCGGAGAGGGCAAAGGGGCGGUGAGAGCAGCGGAAACAGCCCAAAACACCCCAAAAACACCUGAAAACAGCCAAAAACACCCCAAAAACACCUGAAAACAGCCCAAAAACACC
Messenger RNA from Melopsittacus undulatus (budgerigar), 2205 nucleotides. RefSeq names its product CDP-diacylglycerol--inositol 3-phosphatidyltransferase (gene CDIPT). NCBI's taxonomy places the organism in Eukaryota, Metazoa, Chordata, Aves, Psittaciformes, Psittaculidae. Gene Ontology annotation, molecular function: CDP-diacylglycerol-inositol 3-phosphatidyltransferase activity. Gene Ontology annotation, biological process: phosphatidylinositol biosynthetic process. The coding region runs from base 1466 to 2116 and encodes 216 amino acids. The record is from RefSeq and is a predicted model, not a curated record. Gene Ontology annotation, cellular component: membrane; Golgi apparatus. The transcript has 6 exons.